Acipenser ruthenus (sterlet) is the source of this 2524-nucleotide messenger RNA. Its product is annotated as transmembrane protein 74-like. Lineage: Eukaryota; Metazoa; Chordata; Actinopteri; Acipenseriformes; Acipenseridae. The transcript has 2 exons. The record is from RefSeq and is a predicted model, not a curated record. The coding region runs from base 169 to 1014 and encodes 281 amino acids.
CCACAGCGAGGCAGCCAAAGCCCUGCGUGGGAGGGACAAGCAAAAAGCUUUCUUUUUCAAUUACCCAGAGAAGGGCAGGAGGGAAUGCAGUCACGUAGAAAUAGGAGAAAGGGAUCUUGGAAAAUGCAGUGACUGAGAAGGUGUCUGAAAAAGAAAAAAACAAAUCAAAUGGCUUCUAUGGAGCUUCUGUUGAUAGAUAAAGAAAGCAGGCACCCUGAUCCUCCAAACAACAUUGACUGUGGUUUUAAAGCUCUGCAUAUUCACAAGUCAAGCACUGCAGCUGGGAAGGCCGUUUCUAGCGAGCAUCAGUGUAAUUCAGCUCAAAGGGCAACUGCCAGUGAAGGACAAUGUAAUUCAGCACCAGGGACAACUCCCACUAAAGGGGGGCAGCAUUUCAAGCACUGCCGUCAAGGACUUGAAAAGGAGAUAACGGUGUGUUGCGACGAGGAAUUAGAGACAUCAUUCACGUACAUUGAUGAAAACGUUAACCUCCAGCGUGCCAGCCCUAAAUUGUCUGCAAAAAGCCUGUAUGGGCAAUCAGAUCACAGCUCUUCCAAUGAAAUUCGACAAGAAGGUCUUCAGGACCUCUCUCUCAUGUCUGAUGAUGAAACCUCCUCAGUUGACUAUGGUUUUAUUAGUGCAAUUACGUUUCUUGUUACAGGGAUGUUCUUAGUCAUUAUUUCUUAUGCAAUACCACGAGAUGUGAAUGUAAACCCCGAUACUGUCUCAGCGAGAGAGAUGGAGAGGCUAGAGAAUGAAAGCGCAAGGAUUGGAGCCCACUUAGACAAGUGUGUUAUUGCCGGGCUUUGUUUGCUCACCUUGGGGGGAGUUGUGCUCUCCACCUUGCUCAUGGUAUCCAUGUGGAAGGGAGAGAUGUACAGAAGGAAAGCGUUUGCAUAUUCCAAAGAAUCUGCAAAACUGUAUGGCUCUAUCAAUUUUAGAAUGGGAUCAAGUCGCAACGACGCUACCUCACAGGUAUCUAUAGUUGAGGAAGAUAUAGUAUCGAUAGACUGAAAGUUGUAUUUUUUAAUAUACAAUAUGUUUUUUAAAAAUAUAUAAUAUCAGGUUUUAGAAUAACUGAUUUUAUGUACAUAUUGUAUUCAAAUACUUUUGCAUGCUGAUUAUUUGUUUAUAUGUUCUCCUGUCCAUCAGGUGUUUUAAUCAUGUAUGAAAUAUAGUGUAGGUAUUGAUGGGAAGUCAGCUACGUCUUUCUUGCUGAAGUUGUGAUGUACAGUAACUGCCUGUAAUGAAAAUGGCUUAUAGCCUGUAUUUAUUUAUUUAUUUAUUUAUUUAUUUAUUUAUAUUUUUAAUUGAUUUCAUUAUUUACAGCUAAUGCUUUAAUAUAAGGUUCUUCUUUAUAUAGCGUCUAAGGUUACAGUGCCCACGUUUGAUCAGAUCCACUAUUUUAUUAGUAACUGGUGCCUCCUUACAACAGGCAACUCACUGAAGAAAAUAGGUUUCAUCUGACAACAGCCUUAUUAAAAUAUUGGCUGUAUUUAUUUUAACUCAAAUUGUGUUUGUCACAAUUAACAUAUUCUUCAUAAAAAUAUAUAAAUACAUUUAUAAAUGUUGCUUAUUAGUUAUUCCAAAAGAGAGCAAGUCAAUAUUUGAACUACAUGUUCCUCAUUCUAAAAACAUAAAAACAUGCAGAACCAAAAAUCUAUUUAAUGUAAUGUAACAAUUUUAAUGUGCCCUUUUAAGGCUAUCACUUUGCAAAAAGUGCCUCUUGUUAUACAUUAUGUUCUUAUGUGCCCUUGAUGAAUCCUAAGGUCUAUAAAGGGAGUUUUAGGUUGGGCAGUUCUUGUGAAAUAUCAUCAAAAAAGGAUGUCACUUUGUUUGAGUAAAUAUCCUUUUCACUGUGCAUAAACAUGAAGUGGCAUUGAUGACCUAAUGUCUUCAGUUAAAUGUAUUGCACAGUAGUAGCCUAUAUUCUUAAAUUGAAAGAAACAAGAAUGUUCUCAGCAUACUGUAUUUUAAGGACAAAAGUAACCCAGGGAAAAAUAUUUAAUACAGUAAUAAAGGGCAUAUUUUAAUUUACUCUGGUUGUGAGGUCUUUAAUGUAAUAUAGAAAUAAAAUGUGUUAUAUUUUUUACUCACACUUAGCCUCGGCAAAGAAAUGCAACUGUAAAUUAUACUACAAAUCAAGUCAAAUAUAAAUAAAUAUAUUUGUUUCUAUAUAGUUAGUGCAGUGGUUUGCUCAGAAUGUCUGGUGUUAUUUCUAAGUGAUAUUUGGAACUGUAGUUGUUUCAAAUUUAAAUGAAUGUAACUUUUUUUUUUUUACAUUUUAGAGUGUAGAAACAAAUUGGAAACCGCAUUUGUUUUAAAAUAUUUCUCUGUGCUGUAAGACACAUUUCCCCAUGCCUUAUUUGUAAUUAGUGUGUAUUUAAAAUUUGCAUAUUCUCACUGAAAUAUAUGUAUCUUUCUUUGGACAAAAUAAACAGAUGGUUCACAAAAGACAAUGGUCUAUCUAUCGUUACUAAAAAACAAACAAAAAACAACAAUUAGACUGCUUCAUAAUGAAAUC